Messenger RNA from Poecilia latipinna (sailfin molly), 1924 nucleotides. RefSeq names its product phosphoglucomutase 1 (gene pgm1). The transcript is spliced from 11 exons. Gene Ontology annotation, cellular component: cytosol. The coding region runs from base 117 to 1802 and encodes 561 amino acids. Lineage: Eukaryota; Metazoa; Chordata; Actinopteri; Cyprinodontiformes; Poeciliidae. The record is from RefSeq and is a predicted model, not a curated record. Gene Ontology annotation, molecular function: phosphoglucomutase activity; magnesium ion binding. Gene Ontology annotation, biological process: carbohydrate metabolic process.
ACAGGGCGGGUUUGUGUGUGAAGGGGGCGGGGUAGCUGCGUACGUGUAGCCGCUUUGCUCCUGCAGUCGCUCGGACCACUCUGCGGAUCACACGGGCAGCUCUCUGGGUGUCAAAAAUGGUGAAAAUAACGACUGUCAAGACCAAACCCUACACGGACCAGAAGCCCGGGACGAGCGGGCUGAGGAAACGGGUGACGGUGUUCCAGCAGAACCAGCACUAUGCGGAAAACUUCAUCCAGAGCAUUAUCUCCGUCAUCGACCCAGCCGAGCGACAGACUGCCACUCUGGUGGUGGGAGGAGAUGGGAGGUUUUUCAUGAAGGACGCGAUUCAGCUCAUCGUUCAGAUUGCAGCAGCCAACGGGAUUAAUCACCUUGUAAUUGGUCAGAAUGGCAUAAUGUCCACCCCAGCAGUCUCCUGUGUGAUCCGCAAGAUAAAGGCCGUGGGCGGCAUCAUCCUCACAGCCAGCCACAACCCAGGAGGCCCCAGUGGAGACUUUGGCAUCAAGUACAACAUUUCCAGUGGAGGACCUGCUCCCGAAGGCAUCACAAAUAAAAUCUUUGAGAUUAGCAAAGGCCUUCAGGAGUAUCAGAUCUGCCCUGAACUGAAAGUGGAUCUGGCUACAAUUGGGAAGCAGACCUUUGAAGUAGACACUUUUAAGCCCUUUACAGUGGAGAUUGUUGACUCCGUUGAAGCCUACGCUGAGAUGUUAAGGGGCAUCUUUGACUUUGCUGCACUGAAGGAUCUUCUUUCUGGCUCUAACCACAUUAAUGUGAGACUGGAUGCGAUGCACGGAGUGGUGGGUCCUUAUAUUAAGAAGAUCGUCUGUGAAGAGCUGGGUUCUCCUGCCAACUCUGCGGUCAACUGCGUCCCCCAGGAGGACUUCGGUGGUCAUCACCCUGACCCCAACUUGACCUACGCUGCUGACCUGGUCAACACCAUGAAAAGUGGAGAGUAUGAUUUUGGAGCCGCCUUUGAUGGAGAUGGUGAUCGAAACAUGGUGCUGGGCAAACAUGGCUUCUUUGUGAACCCUUCCGAUUCUGUGGCUGUGAUUGGUGCCAACAUCACCUGCAUCCCGUACUUCAAAAAGACCGGCGUCAAAGGCCUGGCCCGCAGCAUGCCCACCAGUGGAGCUUUGGACAAUGUGGCCAAAGCCCUGAAGAUGCAGCUGUAUGAGACUCCAACAGGCUGGAAGUUCUUUGGGAACUUGAUGGAUGCUGGUAAACUCUCACUGUGUGGAGAGGAGAGCUUUGGCACUGGGUCGGAUCAUAUCCGUGAGAAGGACGGCCUAUGGGCCGUGCUAGCAUGGUUGUCCAUCUUGGCCAGCAGGAAGCAGAGUGUGGAAGAGAUCAUGAAGGAUCACUGGCAAAAGUUUGGCAGGAACUUUUUCACAAGGUACGACUACGAGGAGGUCGACUCAGAUGCCGCAAACAAGAUGAUGAAGGAUCUGGAGACGCAGAUGUCCGACACGUCGUUUGUUGGGAAGCAGUUCUCAUCGGGCGACAAGACGUACGCGGUGGCCGUUGCUGACAACUUUGCCUACACCGACCCCGUGGAUGGAAGCGUGUCCAAAAACCAGGGCCUCCGGAUCAUCUUCGCCGACGGUUCCAGGAUCAUUUUCCGUCUCAGCGGCACAGGCAGCGCGGGAGCAACCGUCCGGCUCUACAUAGACAGCUACGAGAACGACGGCCAGAAAAUCCUCCAGGAUCCACAGGUGAUGCUGGCCCCUCUGGUGGACAUCGCCCUGAAGGUCUCCCAGCUCCAGGAACGGACCGGACGCUCCGGCCCCACUGUGAUCACAUGAUUCAGCAACACAAUACCUCCUCCCCUUUUGUGGGGUUGAGCUGCCCCUGAAUGCUGUCACAGCCUUCCUAAAGCUAGAGAUAGACUAAAAAAAAGGAAACACAGGAUGAAAAGGAGAAAAUA